Molecule: messenger RNA, 690 nt
Organism: Drosophila mojavensis
Lineage: Eukaryota; Metazoa; Arthropoda; Insecta; Diptera; Drosophilidae
Product: ER membrane protein complex subunit 7 homolog
Exons: 1
Coding region: 1-690 (229 amino acids)
Cellular component (GO): EMC complex
Molecular function (GO): carbohydrate binding
Source: RefSeq, a predicted model, not a curated record
AUGUCGAAAAUGUUGAACAAAUUUGUAAUUAUUCUGAUGGUCUCUACACUCGCCAGCAAUCAAGUCACUGCUGCUCGUGCUCCUGCUCCUGCUCCUGCUGCUGGCCCUGCUCUCUACACAAUCGAGGGCAGUAUCCUGCCGCUUGAUCCAGCAGUGCGCGUCCCUGAGCGCUGGCCGGCCGACGUAAGCGUCGCGCUCAACGGCGGCGAGUAUCUGGGCUUCGUGCAGGUUGAUGGCAGCUUCCGGAUUAGCGGCGUGCCCUCUGGCAGCUAUGUGUUGUACGCCCAUCAUGCGGACAUAUUCUUUUCGCCGAUCCGCAUCGAUAUUGCCCACAAUGGGAAGUUUCGGGCACGCAAGCUGAGCCACCUUAGGCCGUCGCAGGUCGUAAAGCUGCCCUAUCCGCUGAUGCUGACGCCGGGCAUGCCGCGCCGAUACUUCCGCACCCGGGAGCAGUGGAACAUAUUGGACUACAUGCUGAAUCCAAUGGUGCUGCUGAUGGUGGUGCCCCUCAUCCUGAUGCUGCUGCUGCCGCGACUCAUCAACGACCCGGAAACCAAGCGCGAGAUCGAGAACAUUCAGUUCCCCAAGAUAGCCACAGGUAUGCCCGAUCUCAGUGAUAUGAUCACCUCGUUCUUAACCGGCAACCAACCCGUGGAGAAGGCGAAGAAGCCCAGCCGAAAGCGCAACUAG